AUGGUUCCCAGACAAGCUCCCACUAUCACGGGCACCCCGCCUACUCCAAUUGAGCCCCAAGAGAAGCGAAGUCUUCGAUCUCGCUCAUCGCAAUUUCUUGACACAUUUGUCCAAGAGGCUCGGAGUCGGUCAUCCUCAGCAUCGAGCAGGCACUCAAAAUCUUCAGAUGGCGUCAAGGAUGUCAUUGCAAAUCUCGGCCUGGCUGCAGGCACCGUCGGCGCAGAACACAUCAAACCACCAGGUCCUAGUGAUGAAGAUAUGUUGGAAGGAGUAAGGGUGUUCCUGAGCGGUUUCCAGAACAUCAUAAGACGCGCAAAGGCAGGACAUGGGGACAAUGUGGAGAUAAUCGAAGUUGACGACGAUGCCAAAUCUGUACACAAUCCACAUCCUAUCACACAGGCUGAACGAAAUCCAUUUGGUACUUCCACCGAUGAAAAUGCAGACCAGGCGUCGGCGGCGGAGCUUCAAGAGACAGCUCCAGAGGCCAAUUCAACAUCCCACAGGGAGAGAAGAGAAUCAUACCCUCGAUUCAGCUCAAUGUAUCGUGAAGCGAGUUUUGGGGAAUUCGUAGAGGACAUCCAGCUUGAGAAAGGCAGUGGAGAGAAAAUGCCUGGCCGCGCUCGACUCGAUACAGGCAUGACUCGCAAUGCUGUUAGCCAUUCUGUAGCGCUGAUGCUUGGAUACCCGAUCGAAGAAUACACUGGCGACCCCUGCAUUGUGGCUGACGGAACCGAGUUCUCUCCGCUUGGACAAGUCGUUCUACCGUUCCACUUCGUCAACUUCCAAACCGCCAAAACCUGGCAUAUAGAGUUCAUCGUCUUUCCGGAUGAGUCACCCUUUGACGUCUGCUUGGGGAGGCGGUUCAUCUCACAAGCAAACUUGUUGAAGCGCAAUCCAGAAGCUCUUCCGGUUGCCUUCGGCCACAAGAAGUCUAGCGAACAACAAGACAUUCGAAUCAGAACAUAUCAAGCCGAUUACAGGAGUGGCCAUACAAAGGAGAAGCAAGACGAUAGAUACGUCGACCGCAGGAGCUACAAAACUACUAGCGGUAGCGGUAGAGUCAAGGAUUCGAAAAAAUGGGAUCCCACCCACGAUAAGCAGAAGGAUGGCCCAACAGAAGAUCUGACGGAAGAUGAGCCGGUAGCCACCAGCGACAACAAAACAUAA
Messenger RNA from Endocarpon pusillum Z07020, 1167 nucleotides. RefSeq lists its product as uncharacterized. NCBI's taxonomy places the organism in Eukaryota, Fungi, Ascomycota, Eurotiomycetes, Verrucariales, Verrucariaceae. Bases 1 to 1167 code for a protein of 388 amino acids. The transcript is spliced from 4 exons. The record is from RefSeq and is a predicted model, not a curated record.